AUGAUGGGAAAAGAGAAAUACAUUAUAACUCCUUGUCAUAUGUUGGAUGUCAGCAGCAACACAUCAGCAUCGGAAUUGAAAUUGUCAUCAUCAUCAUCAGCGUCAGCAUCAACAUCAUUAGCAGAACUGAAUAUGUACUAUAGACGAGAAUAUAAACGAGACUAUAGACGAGACUUAACUAUAGACGAGCCUGUAGCCGAGACUGUAGACGAGACUGUAGACGAGACUGUAGACGAGAGUGUAGACGAGAGUGUAGACGAGAGUGUAGACGAGAGUGUAGACGAGAGUGUAGACGAGACUGUAGACGAGACUGUAGACAAUACUGUAGACGAGACCGUAGACGAGACUGUAGACGAGACUGUAGACGAGACUGUAGACGAGACUGUAGACGAGACUGUAGACGAGACUGUAGAGGAGACUGUAGACGAGACUGUAGACGAGACUGUAGAGGAGACUGUAGAGGAGACUGUAGAGGAGACUGUAGAGGAGACUGUAGACGAGACUGUAGACGAAACUUUAGACGAGACUGUAGACGAGACUGUAGGCGAGACUGUAGACGAGACUGUAGACGAGACUGUAGAGGAGACUGUAGAGGAGUCUGUAGACGAGACUGUAGACGAAACUUUAGACGAGACUGUAGACGAAACUUUAGAAGAGACUGUAGACGAGACUAUAGACUAG
Molecule: messenger RNA, 681 nt
Organism: Calliphora vicina (urban bluebottle blowfly)
Lineage: Eukaryota; Metazoa; Arthropoda; Insecta; Diptera; Calliphoridae
Product: ring-infected erythrocyte surface antigen-like
Exons: 2
Coding region: 1-681 (226 amino acids)
Source: RefSeq, a predicted model, not a curated record